Miscanthus lutarioriparius is the source of this 681-nucleotide messenger RNA. The record is from the annotation of a GenBank genome assembly. Lineage: Eukaryota; Viridiplantae; Streptophyta; Magnoliopsida; Poales; Poaceae.
AUGGCUCCGGCCGUGGCCGGGGCGGCGUCGGUGGCGAUGAGCCAGGCACUACAGGACCGCCAGAUCCUCGACGCCGUGGGUACCGGCGCCGCGGCGCUCUCGCUGGCGGGCUCCUCCUUCAUCGUGCUCUGCUACCUCCUCUUCCGCGAGCUCCGCAAGUUCUCCUUCAAGCUCGUCUACUACCUAGCCGUCUCGGAUAUGUUUUGCAGCUUAUUCACUAUAAUGGGGGGGCCAUCGAAUGCAUUUUACUGCUUUGCUCAUGACUACAGUGCUCAUUUCUUCUGUGUGGCUUCUUUUCUAUGGACAACCACCAUAGCAUUCACUCUUCAUCGCACAGUUGUAAAACACAAAACUGAUGUUGAAGAAUUUGGAUCUAUUUUCCACUUAUAUGUGUGGGGAACUUCACUAGCUACCACUGUACUUCGAUCGAUAGGAAGUGACUACGGAAGACCAGGUACCUGGUGCUGGAUCCAUCAGGGAAGCAUGGCAAAGGUCCUACACUUAAUAACUUUUUAUCUUCCACUUUGGGGUGCCAUUUUGUACAAUGGGUUUACAUACUAUGAAGUAAACCGCAUGCUGAACAAUGCAACACGGAUGGCUGCUGGCAUAAGUGAUCGAUCAAACCAGUCUGAUAUUAGGGCAGACAGGAAGGCAUUUAACCGAUGGGGUUAUUACCUCUAA